This is a messenger RNA of Molossus molossus (Pallas's mastiff bat), 722 nucleotides long. RefSeq names its product transmembrane protein 14A (gene TMEM14A). NCBI's taxonomy places the organism in Eukaryota, Metazoa, Chordata, Mammalia, Chiroptera, Molossidae. Gene Ontology annotation, cellular component: mitochondrial membrane. The record is from RefSeq and is a predicted model, not a curated record. The transcript has 5 exons. Gene Ontology annotation, biological process: regulation of heme biosynthetic process. The coding region runs from base 126 to 425 and encodes 99 amino acids.
CCCGCCGCCGCUGCGGAGUGCCUGGAGAGUGGGGUGCUGGCCACCUGGGCUACUUCCGGACUUCAGGUAAUAAGUUUGCCCGCAGCUGGCUCUCGAGAGGACUUCUCGGGGCUGCAGGCUUUCCGAUGGACCUUGUCGGAUUUGGUUAUGCAGCCCUUGUGACAUUUGGAGGUAUUUGGGGAUAUAAGCGGAAAGGUAGUGUUCCAUCUUUGAUUGCUGGUCUUCUUUUUGGAUUUUUGGCUGGCUAUGGAGCUUACCGUGUCUCCAAUGACAGGCGAGAUGUAAAACUGUCUCUGUUUACAGCUUUCUUGCUGGCCACCAUAAUGGGUGUGCGGUUUAAGAGAUCCAAGAAAAUAAUGCCAGCAGGGCUGGUUGCAGGCUUAAGCCUUAUGAUGAUAUUGAGACUUGUCCUACUGCUGCUCUGAGAGUCUGGAGGAACUGAAAACUAAAUUGAUGUCGUUCUACACUAACGGGCAGAGCACACUCUUGGAACUCAAAAGAUAAACUUCAAUGUGGAAUGUUAAGUGUCUUAUUUAAUAUUAGAAACUAAAGAAACACUGUCACCUCUGAUAGGAACACUAGUCUAAGGUGGUGGUGUUGUUUUCUCAAAAAUUUGUUUUCUAAUUGUCAGGUACUGUUUUCAUUAAAGGUAUUUAAUAGCUCAGCCCGAGUGGCUCAGUUAGUUAAGCAUCAUCCAGUGCACCAAAAGGUUACCAGUUUGA